AUGACAGCACUACUUAGACCACUAAUCAAAGAAAAACAAUACAUUUUAAUGUAAAAAAACUAUAGCUUUAUAAAAAUUUAGCACUCUUAAAUAAUGGGAAAACAUGAACGUAGUGACAUUGGCGAUAAUAAGCGCAGCAAAAGACAUAAGCGGCAUAAACAUAACAAGGAGCAAAACAUAAAAUCUGAGCAAAUGGAGAUCGUCAACGAUGAAAUAAUGGAAAACGAAGACAAGAAAGAACUUACGCACAAUGAGGACGAUGCUCAAAUUGAUGUGGGCGAAGAGGAUUUAUGUAAUGUAACAUUGCCGCAAGCUAAUAUCACGCCUCCAAGAGCAAACACUAGCAAAAGUAAAAAGACCACUCCUAAAAGUAUUUCAUCCACAAGCAGCGCAACAGGGACUCCUAGUAGCAUAGCAAAUAGUGCUAAUUCUAAAAAGGCGAAAAAGAGACGCGACAGUGGCACUUCCAGUGGCGAGGAGCGUUGGCUAACUGCAAUUGAAAAAGGAAAACUGGAGGAUGUAGAUGAUGAAUUGAAAAAAAUCAAAGAUCCCAAGUUAAUGACUGCACGUCAACGCGCUAUGUACGAAAGAAAUUUGGAUAAGGAACCCUCUCCGGGUGGCGAAAUGCUAAUGUCAUUACCGACAGGUUAUCGCGAAAAGGAAAAACCACAAACUGCAGAAGAUAUACUCAAGGCUGUGCUCAAAUCACAAAAACGUAAACAACUAGCGGAUGAGAAACGUGAAAAGGAUAAAAAGAAAACCAUGGAACGUUUGUUAAAAAAACAAGACAGCACCAAACCACGCAGUGGAGGCCGUAGCAAAAUUCUUAAAACAGCGCAGCCAAUGAUAAGCUAUAGAAGCACUUUGAGUGGUGCCUAUAUACACUUGCCACCAGAUCAUGAAUUUCCUUUAGCACCGCAAAAAUCAGAGAGCCCGCCAAAAGUGAUUAUGUGUGCAAUUGAAGGUUGUGGCCAGCCCAAAGUGUAUAACUGCUCAAAGACAAAUCUGCCAUUGUGCAGUUUUGCUUGCUAUAGAAAAAAUGUCCAAGCGCUGCGACAAAUCAUGUGUUAAAAAUGGGUUUCCAGUGCUUUAUUGGCUUGCUAUUUGUACGUGUACAGUUUAUUGAUUAAGCAAAAAAUUGUUGAUGGUUUCCUGUUGCUCGGCCUCGAUUCGCUGCAAAUAUUGAUAUUCGCUCUUCAAACGAUCCAGGUUGGUGUUCUUCUCAUGUAUUUUGCUCUGUAAAAUGAGAAGGAUUCAUAUAUGCAACAAUCUUUAUUUAUUUAUUUUUAUUUGCCUGAUAAACUUGCUGUUCCGCCUGGCGUUGUUGUGCUAUGGUCUUAAGAAUAUUUUGUGUGCCUAUUGCACGUAACUUUUCUCUUUCCACAUCCUUGGAUAUUUUAGAAACUAUUUUAUGGAAGUCUGCUGCCAAUUUUUUGAACUCUUGUAGUUUGUUUGCAUAUUCCAGACAUUCUUCACGUAACUCGUUGGUCUCAGUAGCAAUGCGAGGAUCCUGCACGCGUAACCGAUAUAUAUCGUCUAUAUAAAGUCCUGCUUUUUGAAGUUCCUCCGACAUAGUUUAGAAGUCAGUGCAACUACUAAGAAAUAUGCUUCCCUAGAUAUGAGCUAUUGUAUUGGUAAACGUUUGGAACAAAAGCAUCGUCAUAGCAACGUUAAACCAAACAAGAAUUUUUAUUCGUAAUCUUUCAUUUUAAUGUAACUUAAGUACUUCAAAAUUAGUAUAAGAAUAAAUAAUGUUUACAUCCAUAUUGUUCAAAUAAAUAUUUGAAAAUAUUUAA
This is a messenger RNA of Teleopsis dalmanni, 1796 nucleotides long. Its product is annotated as INO80 complex subunit B-like. Bases 94 to 1071 code for a protein of 325 amino acids. Gene Ontology annotation, biological process: chromatin remodeling. The transcript has 2 exons. Lineage: Eukaryota; Metazoa; Arthropoda; Insecta; Diptera; Diopsidae. Gene Ontology annotation, cellular component: Ino80 complex. The record is from RefSeq and is a predicted model, not a curated record.